GCCAGGCCGUUGGGAGGGUUUUGAAGACUGUCACUCGUUAUCUUCUUUCUCGCCAUUCCCAUCUUUCAAAUCUAAAUGCAGAACAAGAUGAAGGUCUGGGUAAUGGGUUACCGUUCGUUAGUGGGUGUAACGCCAUUAAUGUCUUUGAGAAGAAACAGAACCUUUGCUUUUACAUCAUCUUCAGAUUCGGCUCUCAAAUGGGAAGGUGGGGUUUCAAUGGUGCAAGGAGCUUCUAGAGGAAUUGGCCUUGAAUUUGUUAAACAGCUUCUGGAGAAAAACGAGCUAGGCCAUGUUAUAGCCACUUGUCGUGAUCCUAAUGGGGCAACUGGUCUUCUUGAUUUGAAAAAUAAGUUUACAGAACGCCUCAACAUUCUAGAGCUGGAUGUUACCAAAGAAAGCACUAUAGAGGCAUCUGCGAGGUCCAUAAAAGAAAGAUAUGGCUAUCUGAACCUUCUCAUUAAUGCUUCCGGCAUUCUUUCAAUACCUAACGUGCUACAACCAGAGACAACAUUAAACAGGGUUGAGAAGUCAUCUUUAAUGCUUGCUUAUGAGGUUAAUGCAGUUGGUCCUAUACUAGUGAUAAAGUUUGGCUUGCAGUUUAGUAACAGAAGUAGAGAACAAUCUGGAAAGAAUUUCUCCAAACAGCAUAUGUGGCCGCUCCUUAAGGUUGGGGGAGGCUCUGGGACUAACAGGGACGUCGCGGUUAUUGCCAAUCUAAGUGCUAGAGUGGGAUCUAUCGGGGACAAUCGUCUCGGGGGUUGGCAUGCUUAUCGAUCUUCAAAAACUGCACUUAAUCAGUUGACAAAAACAGUGUCGGUAGAGCUUACUCGGAAAAGGGAUCAAAUCGUAUGCAUUCUAUUACAUCCAGGCACGGUUGACACUGAUCUAUCUCGGCCAUUUCAGAGAAACGUCCCGGAAUGCAAGCUUUUCACGAAAGAGUUCUCAGUGCAGAAGCUGUUGCAUAUAAUUGAAAAUGCAAAGAGCAAUGACAAUGGCAAGUUCUUUGCUUGGGAUGGUCAGGAAAUUCCUUGGUGAUAACUUGUGUUUGUUUGUAUACAGAGAAUCACUGACAAACUCAAAUUUGGAUUUGCUUUGUUAAUGGAUUAUUUAUCUAACAAUUUCAGUUCUUUCAGAUGAAAUUUCAUUCCUUGGCCUUG
Carica papaya (papaya) is the source of this 1157-nucleotide messenger RNA. Lineage: Eukaryota; Viridiplantae; Streptophyta; Magnoliopsida; Brassicales; Caricaceae. The record is from RefSeq and is a predicted model, not a curated record.